Molecule: messenger RNA, 2082 nt
Organism: Vicia villosa (hairy vetch)
Lineage: Eukaryota; Viridiplantae; Streptophyta; Magnoliopsida; Fabales; Fabaceae
Exons: 4
Coding region: 1-2082 (693 amino acids)
Molecular function (GO): RNA-DNA hybrid ribonuclease activity; nucleic acid binding
Source: RefSeq, a predicted model, not a curated record
AUGAUCGAAAGGAUUAGGGCACGAAAUGGGGUGAACAUUGGCCUUCGAAGGCCAAAUUAUACUUCCCCUAUAUCAGAAUACAUCUUGCAAACUGAAUUACCAAAGAGAUGGAAAGUCCCAAAAUUCAUAAAAUUCUCCGGUGACACUAGUGAAUCGUCUAUUGAACACAUAGUCAGCGGUGUUCGGCAGGAAGACCCGCUAUCUCAGCUUCUGUUUUACUUGGCAGAAGAGAUGAUAUUCUCAUAUUUUGCAAAGGGAAAAUGUCAAACAUUAAGCAUCUUAUUUCGGCUUUCAAAGAAUACGAGACUGUUUUCGGGGCAAAGUGUUAACUGUAAGAAGUCAUUCAUUUACGGUGGUGCAAUGUCUGCUUCCCGGCUUAAUAUUCUUGCGUCUAGAUCGGGGUUCAUGAUAGGUUCAUCUCCUCUUAUUUAUCUUGGUGUUCCAAUUUUCAAAGGCAAAUUAAAAAAGAUUUUCCUGCAGCCUAUAGCGGAUAAAAUCAUUAGCAAGCUAGAUUCUUGGAAAGGUUCGUUGCUAUCGUACGCCGGUCGGGUGGAGUUGGUUAAAUCUACGAUUCAUGGUAUGCUUAUUCAUAGCAUGGCUAUGUAUGCUUGGUCGAUGUCUCUCAUACGGGAUAUUGAAAGGGCGAUAAAAAGGACCAGAGUAACUAGGAAUAACAAGUUUAUCAAGCACCAUGUUUUCUCUUCAAUUUGGGAUAGCUCUAAGCACGAGAUAAAAACCGACAUUGAGAACUCCACUUGGUGUAUUGGUAAUGGUCAUUCCAUUAGUUUAUGGUACGAUAAUUGGUGUGGUCCUCCCUUUUGCUACGAUAAUGAGGCUCUGGUGCUGAUUGUAGAUAAUCAGGUAAGUAGUAUCAUUGAAAAUGGUCUGUGGAACUUUUCUAAGGCUUCAACGGUAAUUCCCCUGUCAAUGCAAGUGCGUAUUAAUAAUUUUCACAUUCCCUUUGACAUUCGUUCGGACAAGAGAUGUUGGAAGCAUUCGGCUAACGGUGAAUUAUCUUUAAAGCUGGCGUAUGACUUUAAGCGUAGCAAGGGUAUUUGCAAGGAUUGGUGGAAGAUGAUAUGGAGUAGCUCGAUUCCCCCGGCAAAAUCUUUUAUGGUGUGGAAACUUCUUCACCAUAAGUUACCCACCGACGAUCGAUGGGAGAGAAGGAGCUUCUCUUUCCCCUCUAUCUGUGCGCUUUGCAAUUCAGAAGAGGAAACAGAGACUCACUUGUUUUUUGAGGGUCGGUAUGCGAUGAAGUUAUGGAGAUGGUUGGAAAAUAUGUUGAACCUGUCAUUUUCUAUUGUAGGAUGGUUAGACAUUUGGAGAUUAAUGGGUAUGGAUGGUGCGGUUCAGUGCAAAAUUGUUAACAAAGUGGCGGUUGUUAGUCUUAUCAACUCGAUUUGGAAAGCUCGGAAUAUGGUUAGAUUUCAUAAUACUUUUAUUUCCUUUUCAUCUUCGAUUGCUUCCAUUUUGGCUACUGUUUCUUCUGAUGGGAAUGUGGUGAGUAUAGGCUCGCAUAUUGGUAUGGAGGAAUUUGUGAUUCUUAAGAAAUUUCAGAUUUGUAUCAGGCCUCAGAGAGCUCAUAAGAUUCGAGAGGUGCUAUGGUUUAAGAUAAAUUGUGACGGUGUUGCUACUCCUAUAUCGUCAGCUUGUGGGGGUUUAGCAAGAGAUUGGGAUGGUUGUUUUGUUGGCUCUUUUGCGUCUUUUUUAGGUUCUUCUAAUUCUCUCAUCGUCGAUCUCUCGGGUGCUAUGCAAGCAAUUGAGUUCGCUCAUGAGAAGAAUUGGCGCAAAGUUUGGUUGAAAACAGAUUCCAUGGCAGUGGUUAAAGCAUUUUACCCUCCGUUUAGUGUUCCUUGGAUCAUUAGAAAUAGAUGGAUUAAUUGUAUUCACUUAGUUUCUCAUUGGAAUUUUGUAGGGUCUCAUAUUUUUAUAGAAGAGAAUAGUUGUGCAGAUGCCCUUACUAAUUUUAGUUUAUCACUGACUGAUUUUACUCAUUUUACUUCUAUUCCUUUAUUUUUAAAGUCAGAUUUUGUAAAGAAUAAGAUCAAUAUGCCUUUUUUUAGAUUUACAUUGGGUUGA